AUGUAUUGCUGGUAGGAGUCUUUUUUUCAGAUUCUAGUCAGGUCUCCAUGCCGUGUCCUCUUUUUCCUCGUUCUUAUUUAAACAACCCCAACCGCAGUCCCCUCCUUCUCUUUCGUCCGGAUGUCGGUUUUUUUGCCAGUCGCCCUGAUUUCUCCCAUUGAGAUUGGAUUCGUCCGAUCCGGCAGCUGCUUGUUGGCGUUCAUCUCGAGAGAGUUUAGUUUCUCUUGAGCUAGAAACCUUCCUCAGGUUUUAGAUUCACGUCAACACACACACCACCCCAACCCAUACACCAUGGCCUCGCGCCUAGCCUCCAGCCUGCAGGUCCUGGCCCUCGCCAGCACCGCCACGGCCAUCCUGACAUGGGACGAAGCGUACGCCAAGGCGAACGCGGCGCUGGCACGGAUCACGCAGCAGGACAAGGUCAGCAUCGUGUCCGGGAUCGGGUGGGACAAGGGACCGUGCGUCGGCAACACGGCGCCCGUGUCGGCCAUCAACUACCCGCAGCUGUGUCUCCAGGACGGACCGACGGGCGUGCGCUUCGGAACGGGCGUCACGGCCUUCACGCCCGGCAUCCAGGCGGCGUCGACCUGGGACGUGGAGCUGAUGAGGCAGCGCGGGCAGUUCCAGGCCGAGGAGCAGAAGGGCUGUGGUGUCCACGUCAUGUUGACACCGGUCGCGGGUGCGCUCGGAAAGAUCCCCGAGGCCGGGAGGAACUGGGAGGGCUUCGGUGUAGAUCCGUACCUGGCCGGCAUCGCCAUGGAGGUCACCAUCGAGGGUCAGCAGAGCGUGGGCGUACAGGCCACGGCCAAGCACUACCUGCUCAACGAGCAGGAGUUGAACAGGGAUACGAUGAGCUCGAAUGUUGACGACAGGACUCUGCACGAGCUGUACCUUUGGCCGUUUGCUGAUGCGGUCCGAGCCAAUGUCGCCGCGGUCAUGUGCUCGUACAACAAGAUCAACGGAAGCUGGGCCUGUGAGAAUGAGCAUGCUAUGCAAAAGCUGCUCAAGGACGAGCUUGGCUUCAAGGGCUACGUCAUGUCCGACUGGAACGCCCAACACACCACCACCGGCUCGGCCAACGCUGGCAUGGACAUGACGAUGCCCGGGUCCGACUUCAACGGCGGCAACAUCCUGUGGGGACCGCAGCUCAACACGGCCGUCAACAACAACCAGGUGGCCCGCACGCGCCUCGACGACAUGGUCCGCCGGGUCCUGGCCGCCUGGUACCUGACGGAGCAGGACAAGGGCUACCCGGCCAUCAACAUCAACGCCAACGUCCAGGGCAACCACAAGGAGAACGUGCGCGCCGUCGCGAGGGACGGCAUCGUGCUGCUCAAGAACGACGCCGGCACCCUGCCGCUCAAGGCUCCUCGUCGUAUCGCCAUCGUCGGCUCUGCGUCCGUGGCUAACCCGCGCGGUAUCAACUCUUGCGUCGAUCGUGGCUGUAACGAGGGCGCGUUGGGAAUGGGAUGGGGUUCCGGCACAACCAACUACCCAUACUUCUCCGCCCCAGCCGACGCCAUCCGGACCCGGGCCCAGCAAGACGGCGCCACCGUCACCCUCAGCGCCAGCGAUAGCACGGCAAACGUGGCAAACACAGUGCGUGACGCCGACGCCGCAAUUGUUUUCCUGACUAGCAACUCGGGAGAGGGUUAUUUGGUCGUGGACGGAUCGCUGGGAGACAGACUCAAUCUCGACCCUCUGCACAAUGGCAAUCAGCUCGUCCAGGCCGUGGCGCAGGCGAACAAGAACGUCAUAGUUGUGGUUCACAGUGUCGGACCUGUUAUCCUCGAGUCCAUCCUCAACACCCCGGGCGUGACUGCUGUAGUCUGGGCUGGUCUGCCAGGUCAAGAGAGCGGUAACGCGCUCGUGGAUGUGCUCUACGGCUCCGUCAGUCCGAGUGGAAAGCUGCCCUACACCAUCGCCCGCGCCACGAGCGACUACGGCACCGCCAUAGUCAGGGGAGACGACAACUUCCCCGAGGGCUUGUUUGUCGACUACAGGCACUUUGACAGGGCCAAAAUCCAGCCCAGGUUUGAGUUUGGCUACGGACUGUCAUACACAAACUUCACCUAUAGCAACAUCAAAGUCACGAGCACCGUCCGCUCGGGCCCAGCCACCGGGCCCGUCGUGUCGGGUGGCCGCGCGGACCUCUGGGAGACGGUGGCGACCGUGACGGCGACCGUCACCAACUCUGGCGGCGUGGCGGGCGCCGAAGUCGCACAGCUGUACGUGUCGUACCCGACCGGAGGCGGCGUGCCCGAGACGCCGCCGAGGCAGCUGCGCGGCUUCGAGAAGCUCAAGCUCGCGCCGGGGGCGAGCGGCACCGCGACAUUCAACAUCCGCCGCAGGGACCUGAGCUACUGGCACGUCGGGCAGCAGAACUGGGUCGUGCCGGCCGGCGCGUUUGGUGUCGAUGUCGGCGCCAGCAGUAGGGAUUUGAGGCUCAAGGGGAGCAUUAACGUAUCUUGAUUUUCGGUUAGGUUUGAUGGUGUUGGGUUGUGUGUACAUAUGGUAGAGCUGACAAGGGCCAACUGACAGGGAUCGGAUUCCUUGAUCGUGGCUUGUCUCCUUUUCAGGGGGCUUGGGCUUGGUUUAUGUAUGUGAAAUAGUCAUAUCGGCCAUAAAAGCAGAUGAAUGAUGAAAGGAUGAAAAGAAGAAGAAAAAUAUGUUCAUAACUUCUAUGAUACGAAGUCAGGUAUACACGAGUAUACUCAACGAUAAAGGCCCGU
Messenger RNA from Pyricularia grisea, 2732 nucleotides. RefSeq lists its product as uncharacterized. Gene Ontology annotation, biological process: glucan catabolic process. Gene Ontology annotation, molecular function: beta-glucosidase activity. The record is from RefSeq and is a predicted model, not a curated record. Bases 292 to 2472 code for a protein of 726 amino acids. The transcript has 6 exons. NCBI's taxonomy places the organism in Eukaryota, Fungi, Ascomycota, Sordariomycetes, Magnaporthales, Pyriculariaceae.